CCUGACUGCAACUUAGUAACCCAUUUCAUUUACAGCUCUCACUGAGGUGAGUUCAAGCUUCUUGGGCGCAUCAAUGGCAGUUUUUGUGAUGGUUUUCUUUGUGAUUUUGGUGCUCUGUAUCUGCACUGCCUUGUUGAGAUGGAAUGAGGUGAGGUACAGGAAGAAAGGACUGCCCCCAGGAACAAUGGGUUGGCCCUUGUUUGGAGAGACUACAGAUUUCCUAAAGGAAGGGCCUAACUUCAUGAAAAACCAGAGAGCAAGGUAUGGAAGCUUUUUCAAAUCCCACAUAUUGGGCUGUCCAACAAUUGUUUCCAUGGAUCCAGAGCUCAACAGAUACAUACUCUUGAAUGAAGGAAAAGGCCUUGUUCCAGGCUACCCACAAUCCAUGUUGGAUAUCUUAGGAAAAAGCAACAUAGCAGCUGUGCAUGGCUCUGCUCACAAGAAAAUCAGAGGGGCAUUACUUAACAUCAUCAGCCCCACCAUGAUCAAAGACCAUCUUCUCCUAAGAAUUGAUGCUUUUAUGAAAUCCCACCUCAGCAACUGGGAUGGAAAAAUUAUUGAUAUCCAAGAAAAAACUAAAGAGAUGGCAUUGCUCUCAUCGCUUAUGCAGAUUGCCAGUGUUGAUGCUGAUUUGAUUAGAGAAGCCUUCAAGCCAGAGUUCCAGAAACUAGUACUAGGAACCAUUUCACUGCCUAUCAGCAUUCCAGGGACAAAUUACCAUAGUGGGUUGCAGGCUAGGAAAAAUAUUGUCAAACUCUGGAGAGAAAUCCUACAGAGAAGACGCGCUUCUCCUAAUACCUAUCAUGACAUGCUUGGUUUCUUAAUUAAAUCUGAAGAUCCUAAGUACAAACUCAAUGAUGAAGAGAUAAUUGAUCAGAUAAUUACAAUCCUAUAUUCUGGUUUUGAGACUGUCUCAACUACUUCAAUGAUGGCUGUCAAGUAUCUCCAUGACCAUCCAAGAGCACUUCAAGAACUCAGGGAAGAACAUUUGGCUAUUCGAAAAGAGAAGGAAUUAGAGGAUCCAAUCACCUGGAAUGACUACAAAUCCAUGAGAUUCACUCGUGCGGUUAUAUUUGAAACUUCUAGAUUAGCUACCGUUGUCAAUGGCGUGCUGAGGAAGACGACACAAGAGAUGGAAUUGAAUGGAUAUGUCAUUCCAAAAGGAUGGAAAAUUUAUGUGUACACAAGGGAGAUCAACUAUGAUCCCAUCUUAUAUCCAGAGCCUUUCACCUUUAAUCCCUGGAGAUGGAUGGAUAAGAGCAUGGAGUCCCACAACUACUACUUGGCUUUUGGAGGUGGAAGCAGGCUAUGUCCUGGGAAAGAAUUGGGUAUUGCUGAGAUAUCCACAUUUCUUCACUACUUUGUCACUAGAUACAGAUGGGAAGAAGUUGGAGGAGAUAAACUAAUAAAGUUUCCUAGAGUUACAGCACCAAAUGGUCUACAUAUAAGUGUUUCAACUUACUGAUUCUUAAAACGAUGUACAAAAAAAAAAUAGUAUAGCAUAUUAAGGAAUUUAAUGCACAAUAGUGGGUUAAAAGAUU
Telopea speciosissima is the source of this 1541-nucleotide messenger RNA. Its product is annotated as cytochrome P450 85A-like. Gene Ontology annotation, biological process: sterol metabolic process. Gene Ontology annotation, molecular function: monooxygenase activity; heme binding; oxidoreductase activity, acting on paired donors, with incorporation or reduction of molecular oxygen. The record is from RefSeq and is a predicted model, not a curated record. NCBI's taxonomy places the organism in Eukaryota, Viridiplantae, Streptophyta, Magnoliopsida, Proteales, Proteaceae. Bases 74 to 1465 code for a protein of 463 amino acids. The transcript has 9 exons.